Abrus precatorius (Indian licorice) is the source of this 1055-nucleotide messenger RNA. RefSeq lists its product as uncharacterized. Gene Ontology annotation, molecular function: protein binding. Bases 157 to 654 code for a protein of 165 amino acids. Gene Ontology annotation, biological process: SCF-dependent proteasomal ubiquitin-dependent protein catabolic process. Gene Ontology annotation, cellular component: SCF ubiquitin ligase complex. NCBI's taxonomy places the organism in Eukaryota, Viridiplantae, Streptophyta, Magnoliopsida, Fabales, Fabaceae. The record is from RefSeq and is a predicted model, not a curated record. The transcript is spliced from 3 exons.
GUAUACUAUUAAUAUCUAUCGUAGGACAGAAUCUGCGGGAGAACGACGAAAGUAUAACCUUUUUCUCUCUUGGGUGAAAGUGAAAAGUGGAAACGAAACCUGUCACUCUUGUUGUUGCACACGAAUUGUUCUAGUUAAGAUCGUGAAAUCCUCAAAAUGGAGGCGUUGCCUUUGGAAAUCUGUACGAAGAUUUUCGGUUUCUUGGACUACCAGCAUCUUGCUGUUGCUCAACAAGUAUGUAGGAAGUGGAAGCUCAUUGCCUCAGACAAUGCUCUAUGGUCUAACCUUUUUAAGGAGAGAUGGGGAGGAGAUCAUGCUGCUUUUUAUGCUCCUAUUGGUUCAAAAUCAUGGAAAGAUGUAUACGAGGUGCAAGAUCGUUGUGAUCGAGUUGGAGUGGGUUUGAAGAUAAUUAGAGAAGGCAGUGACUACUAUCUUGUUCAUCAAGGUGAGAUACAGCGAUAUUUGGGUUCAAGAAAAAAUAAGGAAAAAGCAACUGGCCACAGUUACCAUACUUUAAAAUCAGAAAUUGACUUCACUGGAGAAGCUUCUCUAACUGAAGAGAGAUCAUGUCGUGGAAUUUUGGACAAGAUCCUUUUUUUCAUUGGGGAUUUAGAAGUUGCUGCUGCGGAUGCUAAACGUAGCCGUGUGAUAUGAUCGUGUCUAUAAUUCAAUCGAAUUGUGAAGUUCUCUGUAAAACUUAUCUAUAUGUACAUAAUUAAGCAUUAUUUUGUGUAUACUUAUUUGUAUCAAAUAAUGUAUUUUGUAGCUCUUUUAAUAAUUUGUAUGUUGUAGUCUUUUCAGAUGAAAAUUACACAAGUGACAAGUGGUUGUUUAUCCUAUUAUAAAAGUUUGUUUAAAUCAUUGUACCAUGUAUCAGAUCAGAUGAUCCAUCCAAAUAUGCACAGAUUACUGGGGUAGACAAUUUAUUUCAUGUGGACCUUAUGUUAGUGUUGUCAUUUCCCCUCCCAAAUUUUGUGUCGAGUUUGGAACAAGUGAGAGUGACGUGUGUAUCUAGAAACACAUUGAAACAUCUAUAAAUGUGAAUUUAUGUUCAU